AUGAAAAGUGAAGUCUCCCAAGCAUGGGCAUAUCCAAUAGACAUUAUAGAGUAUUUUGGAAUGCUUCCAGACCACUCGAAAGCACAGCUAUAUGGGGCACCCAUAUUUGCAGUAUCUUUUCUUAAGAUUUUUGACGAGAAAACAACGAGGUUUAUAUUUGACCUGCUACUGAUGUCGCACUCCAUAAGCUCCUUGAGAGAUAUAGAGGGGAUUAAGGAAACCUUGAGAACGCUGCUGAAGAUCCAGAUGAUCGAAAAGAAAGGAGACAAUAUCUAUUUGGAUGCGAGUUUCAGAAGAUCGCUAAUGGAAGGGUUUUGCAUACUCAAGAUGGAGAAGCAUUACAAAAGCACUGGAAAGGGGUUAGAAAUUGACGAGAACGAAAGCAAUGGGAAGUUUGAGGCCAUUCUGAGGUCUAUUGUCAACAGGGAGUACAGGAUCCAAGCGUUUGGAAUCGGGGAGGUUCUUAUGUUUGGGGGUCUUCUUAGAAAAGACAGAAACAUAACGAAUAGAGGAUUUGAGUUUCUUCUGAAGACAAAAAAGGAGCAGCUAUGGUGCCUUGUGCUCUUAUCUUUGAAGUACUUCCUUAGGUCGGUUGAGGAGGAGAUUUAUGCGCUUGAGGCACUGUUUGAAUUGAGCACGAAGACUAUUGAAACUGCACACCACCAGGAUGGUCGGAUGGAUGGAAGACUACUGAAGUAUCUUGAGGCGCUAGGAAUUCUGAGGGUCUGUGGAGAAAGACUUGCCAUUGGAAGAUCCUUUGUACAGCUAUUUGAGGCAUCUGAGCGUAACAGAAGGGAGUUUAUAAUAGUUGAAACCAACAAUAAGAUAUAUGCAUACACAAACUCUGAAUAUGAGAAGUCUGUAAUCCACCUGUUUUGUAAUGUGUCUGUUAGCCUUCCUAAUCUUAUAAAGGGAAGUAUAACAGAAGAGAGUGUGAAUGUUGCGUUUGACAAAGGAAUAACUGGGAAGCAGAUAAUACAUUUCUUGGAAGCAAGUGUCAAACCAGGGAGCCUACCACCUGCAAUUACCAGUCAGAUAAUGAUAUGGGAAUCUAAAAGGAACAGGAUAUUUAUGGUGCCUGGGUAUAUUUACUCGAACUUCUUGAACCUGUCAGACUAUCAAAGAGUAUUAGAGUUUUGCACCGAAAGAAGUUAUUUGAUAGAGUCGGAUGUUGGCAAAAGGAUGAUAGUUGUAAAGUUAGAAGGGCAUGAGCUUGUUAGAGAAUUCAUAAAAACUAUCCUCUAG
Messenger RNA from Encephalitozoon romaleae SJ-2008, 1245 nucleotides. Its product is annotated as RNA polymerase II transcription initiation/nucleotide excision repair factor TFIIH subunit TFB2. The coding region runs from base 1 to 1245 and encodes 414 amino acids. Gene Ontology annotation, molecular function: ATPase activator activity; double-stranded DNA binding. Gene Ontology annotation, biological process: nucleotide-excision repair. Lineage: Eukaryota; Fungi; Microsporidia; Unikaryonidae. The transcript has a single exon. The record is from RefSeq and is a predicted model, not a curated record. Gene Ontology annotation, cellular component: transcription factor TFIIH holo complex; transcription factor TFIIH core complex.